This is a messenger RNA of Nematocida homosporus, 1893 nucleotides long. RefSeq lists its product as uncharacterized. The record is from RefSeq and is a predicted model, not a curated record. Lineage: Eukaryota; Fungi; Microsporidia. The coding region runs from base 1 to 1893 and encodes 630 amino acids. The transcript has a single exon.
AUGUGUUGUAUUAUUAAGCCAGGAUUAAAGAAGUUGGUUAUUGUUGGGUUAGUAUUGGGUCUAAUUAGUUGCAAUAGUGAGGAUAGAAUUGAACGAGAUCAAUGCAUACGAUAUAGCAACUCGUAUGGUCUAACGUCUAAUCAGACCCAAAUUGGCCUGGAAUUAAGUCGAGCAUAUAAUCUAGAUGGAAUGUUUCAAGGCCAUUCUUGUCCCAUAUACUGCCCGGCCAGGCAAACAGAUUACAAUAUGUUCCUUGAUUGCCGACCGCGUGAGUCCGCACAACACGAGCGGAUGGGGUUCUUUGGUAUUAGGAAGGACAUACAGAUUUUAUAUUCAACCCCACCGGUUUAUUUGGCCAUAACAGGAGCGAUUAAAACCAAACAUCACGGCAAUCGUUGGAUCAAAGCAACUUGGUUAUGGCUUACUGAGAAAUCCUUUGGCAACCCGGUGUUGGCAGAUCUUAAGAUUCUUCUUAUCAAACACUAUAUCAGCAAAACACAAUUGUUGAUAGUUGAAUGGCGUGAGACAAUUUCCCCUUAUCUGGGAUCAAAUAUAGCAACUACUUGCCCAGAAGUUCUAAAACAAGCCAAUGUUAUUUGCCAGAAAAAGGCCCUUCUUAUUAUUAACCCACCUCUUUAUUAUCCGAAACGGGCCAAUAAUAGCCCAUUCCCACCUUAUUUUCUAUCUUUCUAUCGCGAUUUCUUUAAGGAUAUCAAAGAAAGAUUCAAGUCCAUCUAUUUCCUACUCAACCAGAAUGCUAAAUGCACACCCAAAUCUGUGCCCGAUUUCGGAAUGUUCCUUGAACUGAUACAUCAUCCAAUAGAUCUUCUAUUCAUUACUGCAACUGACACAGCGUUGGAAAAGGCCACCCUAACAAUGAGGUACCUCGGAAAUACCUAUUCGCCACACAUCAAAGCCGCUUAUUUUGUGCAUAAAUUGAUCUUCCAUUUGGAAGGCAUCGAUUUAUACCAGGUUGAAUUAUACGACCAAAUCACGAUCAAUUAUUUGGCCAUUCUAGCACAUUCUUGGCGUAACACUCUAGAGCAAAUUCUCUUUAAUCCCAAGCUAGUUAUAACAGGUCUUCAACGCAUCCGAAUAACUCUGGACAAUGGGGAGUUGAUGGUACCAGGCCAGAAGCAAUCUAGGGGCACAGUCGAAUUUAGAUUGACAGUUUUGUUUGUUGAGGAAGUUUCAAUAAUACUACCAUUGCUUAAUAAGAAUCGCGUGUUUUCCUAUCCUCAAGACUACGAUAAUAUCUUCUCUCUAAUAGCUACAGUUCUUACAAUGAUCGGGCUCAGUUCAACAAAAGACAUGGUUACAUCUGUUGAGCUCAAUAAAAAGGACAUAACAGACUAUUUCAAAGCAAGCACAAGACCGUGGACAAUGCCCAACAUAGCUUAUAAUGAGCAUUGCCAAAGAUGGGUAACAGUUCAGCUGCGCAUGUUUGUGUACUAUGCACACUGUUUGAAGAGUAUACUUGCUCAAAAUCGCAUAGACCCUGAGCUAACUCUAUAUUUUCAAAACAAGCUAAGCUUCCUGAAUAUGAUCCAAGAGCAUGACGGUAAUAUCACAACCCUUAGCUCAUGCACUAUUCUAGUACUUCAACAGUGCAACACCCAAACUAGCCUAAUGCUAAUUAUAUUGAAGGAGUGGUAUACCCUGCCAAUAGAACAGCGCCUCACUUGCGAGAUAGUAAUAAGCCAGGCCAUUCUAUUAGGUACUAUUGCCUGCCGGCUGCUGCUUCAUCUAGAAAGUCCACCCCCAGACAUGCUAUCUAAAUGGGCUAGAAUCUGGAACGACUGGGCGUCCAUCGUACUUGACCAUGAUAAAGUACGGCGAAUCGCACACGAAUUAGAAUCUUUAGAAGCAGGCAAACCAUCUACCUCCCUUUAG